AUUCGAUGUCGGUCAGUGUUUACCACACGAACCCUCCUGUCGGUAGUCCAUAACCGCAUGCUGACGGAAGCGACAAAGGUUUUCGCCACCAUCUGCGCUUCCUGCGUGGUGCUGAGCUCACAGGCCUCCUCUUCGAGCGGCAUUUCCUACACCCCCGAUUGGGCAUCUCUGGACACACGACCCUUGCCGGCCUGGUAUGAUGAGGCUAAAAUAGGAAUUUUUAUACACUGGGGAGUAUUCUCAGUUCCGAGUUAUGUGAGUGAGUGGUUCUGGUGGUAUUGGAAAGGCACCUCUCCGAAUCCACAAAUCUGGGUGUACAUGCAAACCUAUUAUCCUGCAGGCUUUGCAUAUUCAGACUUUGCGCGUGAUUUCCGAGUUGAAUUUUUCAACCCAGAGAAAUGGGCUGAGAUCUUCAACUCAUCAGGAGCAAAUUACGUGGUCCUGACAGCUAAGCACCACGAAGGUUACUGUAACUGGCCUUCGCCUGUCUCCUGGAACUGGAAUUCUAUGGACGUAGGCCCACGACGUGAUCUGGUGGGCGACUUGGCUAAGGCGAUUCGGUCAAGAACCAAACUCCGAUUCGGCGUCUAUCACUCCCUUUUUGAGUGGUUUAAUCCUCUAUACUUGGCUGACAAAGAGUCUGGUUAUGUGAACCAGACCUUUGUAGAUCAAAAAACACUGCCGGAACUUAUGGACCUAGUUAACCGUUACCAUCCAAGUAUUAUCUGGUCUGAUGGGGCACCUUCUACAAGCGACUACUGGAGGUCAAAAGAGUUUCUUGCUUGGCUUUAUAAUGAAUCACCUGUCAAAGACGAGGUGGUCGUGAACGAUCGUUGGGGCUCUGAUGCAAAUUGCAAACACGGAGACUUCUUUAACUGCGCUGAUAGAUUUUUCCCUGACAAGCUGAUGUCUCACAAAUGGGAAAGUUGUAUUACACUGGAUCGCUACUCAUGGGGCUAUCGACGAGAAAGUCGUCUAGCUGACUACUUAACAAACGAGGAACUAAUUGAAACCCUUAUCAGUGUCGUUUCCUUUGGCGGAAACCUGUUGGUUAAUGUCGGUCCUACAUCAUGGGGCACAAUCCCACCUAUCUACGAGGAACGCCUCAUGGUCAUGGGACGCUGGUUAAAAAUAAAUGGCGACGCCAUUUACAGGACUGCUCCAUGGCAAUAUCAACAGGACAGCAAACGGAAGAAACUGUGGUAUGUUCAGAAGAAGAAUGGUGUCGACGAUCCAGUAGUGUAUGCCCUUUUCGCGGACUGGCCCACUGGCUUGAAGCAAACACUCACACUCUCUCAGGUAAAAGCAACUGUGGGGCGGUCAUCAUUUACUCUGCUGGAUGGCAAAAAUGGAACGGCAUUGACGUAUACUACUGACCCGGUGAAUGGUUCCGUGACAGUCACUCUGCCACCCACGUCACCAGUUGAGUGCUUCAUUGCAUGGAGCAUACGAAUGAAAUUUGUUCAGCCCAUUUGA
This is a messenger RNA of Mesocestoides corti, 1476 nucleotides long. The record is from the annotation of a GenBank genome assembly. Lineage: Eukaryota; Metazoa; Platyhelminthes; Cestoda; Cyclophyllidea; Mesocestoididae.